This is a messenger RNA of Nerophis lumbriciformis (worm pipefish), 981 nucleotides long. Lineage: Eukaryota; Metazoa; Chordata; Actinopteri; Syngnathiformes; Syngnathidae. The record is from RefSeq and is a predicted model, not a curated record.
AUGAGUUUACGGGCUCGACUAAGAAAUAAAAUUAACGACGAGGGAUACCUGAUCUUAGACGGCGGAUUAGCAACAGAAUUGGAGGCUCAAGGUGCACAUUUACAGGGAGAUCCACUCUGGAGCGCCAGGUUGUUGCAUACCAACCCCCAAGCUGUCAAAGAUGUUCAUCACAGCUUCCUCCUGAGUGGUGCCAACAUCAUCACCAGCGCCACCUACCAGGCCACGAUUCAAGGUUUUAUCCAACACUUGGCCAUUGGCUCUAAUGCUGCCAAGGAGCUGCUCGCAUCCGGGUAUCAUCUCGCCAUUGAUGCGGUGAAGGCGUUCGGUUCUAGCAUGCCAGCGGCCCGCCCGGCCAUGGUGGCUGCUUCCAUAGGACCUUACGGAGCCUUUCUGCAUGAUGGCUCGGAGUACAGCGGCGUGUACGCCGAGAAAAUGAGCAUAGAGGAGUUGAAAGCUUGGCAUCGACCCCAACUGGAGUGUUUGGCAGCGGCUGGAGCGGACCUUUUUGCCCUGGAGACCAUACCGAGUGUUAAAGAAGCAGCAGCAAUGGUGGAAUUGCUUCGGGAAUUCCCAAACUGCGAUGCCUGGAUCUGUUUCUCUUGCAAGGAUGGGACCCGUGUGUCAGAUGGCAGCCUGUUUCGAGAUGCCGUCCGUGUGGCGGACAGGUCCACGCAGGUGCUUGCCGUGGGUGUCAAUUGUUGUCCUCCAAAGUGGGUGGAGUCGCUACUAGACUCUGUCACAGCUCUCAGGAACCCUGAUAGGAGAUGGGUGGUGUACCCCAACAGUGGAGAGGAGUGGGACACCCAUCACGGAUGGCAAACAUCAGUUGAAAUGUCAACGACCAUAGCGGCUCUUAGUGACACAUGGCUCAAGCAGGGGGCCGCUUUGAUUGGGGGUUGCUGCCGCGUUGAUCCGGAUCAAAUAGGCCAGCUGAGACGACACUUACGAGGACGUUGCCCAACAGACGACUUGGAAACGUAA